This is a messenger RNA of Melanotaenia boesemani (Boeseman's rainbowfish), 3701 nucleotides long. RefSeq lists its product as uncharacterized. Bases 184 to 3390 code for a protein of 1068 amino acids. Lineage: Eukaryota; Metazoa; Chordata; Actinopteri; Atheriniformes; Melanotaeniidae. Gene Ontology annotation, biological process: protein polyubiquitination. Gene Ontology annotation, cellular component: nucleus. The record is from RefSeq and is a predicted model, not a curated record. Gene Ontology annotation, molecular function: ubiquitin conjugating enzyme activity. The transcript is spliced from 25 exons.
CUUUCUCAGCCCUCACUGUGUUUCAUACUUUGCUAAAAAACAAGCGCACUUCAAGGAGCAGCUUCUUAUUACACGAAGACGAGAAAAGGCUCGCCUGGCUUGACCACGGUAGAGUAGGCGGAAUUUCCGUGAACUUUGAUAAUUCCGAAAAGAUUAGCAGGACCCUGCAAUUAUUUGGUCGAGAUGGGUGCACUAUUCAACCUCCUUGAGCAGUACAGACUGGAGUCCUACUAUAACCAGUUUCUCCAGCUGGGUGUGAAAGAUGAAAGAGAUUUCCUGGAUGGGGUGACAGAUGAGGAUUUAAACAACAUGGGUUUGAGUCAUGUUGAAAAGAAUCGUUUUUCUACCAUGAGAAACUUCAUUCAAAAACUUGGGGCCCCACAGCGGCAGGUUCAAACAGUCACACCUGUGCAAAAGUCAACGGAGGCCUUUUGCUUGCAGUACACAUAUCCCAAAUGUCCCAACCCAAAGCUUAUUAAAGAUAUAGACCCAGCACAAAACACAGUUGAAGAUAUGAUGUUAAGGAUUUCCUACCUUGAAAAUAUUGGCAACACCAAAGGAGUCUGUCUCUACACAGUUGAUGGGAUGCCUCUGACAGACGAUUCCUUCUUCAACUCAUGGUCUUUGAAAGACAGGCACAUUGACAAUGGUACCACGAUCUGUGCCAUAUUUACACCAAAGGAAAAUCUGAUGCAUGAUUCUCAAAUUCCAAAGCAAGAGUCUGGUGAAACUUCUGGAGCUGAUCUCAUCCGAUGCCACAUUAUGCUCAAGGGUAAAUAUGAGCUGAUGGUGGACUUAGAAAGUGACACAAUAGCAACUCUUCAACUCAAGCUGUCAAAUGAAAGUGGAGUUCCAGCACAUGUCCUCCAUUACAAAGGUGAACACUCCGUUGGUGACACACUCCAAAAGUGUGGAAUUUCCGAAGGGUCAACGGUUUUCUUCACCUUGUCGUCCUUUUCUGAAGAGGCUCCAUACAACAACACCUUCUACAUCAAUGACGUCGUACCUUCAGUGCCACAAACCUUGAAAGGCAUCAGUGUGUUCUUGUCUUCAAUCUAUGCCAUUAGUGGACUUUCAAAGUUGACCCUGAAUAAACUGAUUGCCUACAUACGAAAGCUGACAGGAUGUAACCCCCUCACCCAAAGUUUGCAUCAGUUACUCUGCAGAAAUGAAACAAUAACCUGGAAUCAGAAGAUUGCUGUUGUGGAGGGCUUAUACAUGCUCUUCAGAGAGCUUUUGCCCCACCAAGGAUCCCAGCGAGGGGAAAAAUUCAUUGAGGACCAGAAUGUUUUUGACAACUCGCUGUAUUGCUGGGCACAUCUCAUUUACGAAUUAGAGAAACAGACAUCUGAGCAUGAGGACUAUGCUCCGAUCCCGCUUGUGUCUGAAAAUGGUGACCACCUCUGUGAACCAGUCAGAGUACCUGGAGUACCAACAGUCUUUGAACGAGCAGAUGUUCUUCAGAAAAUCAAAGUUGGAGAGAAAAUUCCAAAUUGCACUGAAGAUCCCUUGCGGGAAAUUUCUGUACAGAGAGCCACUGACAUUGAGAAAAUUCUCCUCAGCUUGCCUCGUUAUUUCAGCAAAUAUCCCCUGUGGAUUGAACACGGCAAGGUGUCCGCUCAGAAUUUUCAGAUCAACAUUGAGUGGACUUUUGGAAGUAUGGUGGAAGAACUCAAAUCUUGCCCUCAGCUCAAGGUGAUACCACCUCUGCGUCUGAAAGACCUGUGGGAAUCUGAGAGUCGCCUUAUUAUGCUCAGUGAAGACAACCUUGGCAUUUAUUUGUAUAAAGACAAAGGAGCUACUCAUAUGAUCAAAGUGCGGGAUUGUCUUGAUGGAGAGAUAAAAACUGUAGAUGUGAAUGUGCUGGCAGCCACAACUGGUGACCACAGAGAUGAUGAAACAUUUGUCACAACCAGGUCUCCAAAAGAGGCAAUACUGGUGUUGAUAGAUACCAGCUCCUCCAUGGAAGAAGAGUGUUACGGAUGUGCAGAAAUCAAGAAAAUUAAUGUUGUUAAAGAGCUCUUUGACAACUUUGCCACCAGAAGCAUGGCUUACGAUUUCCACCAUGUCAUUGGCCUUGUGAAGUUUGACUCUAUGGUGACACUCCUCCACACAUUCACUGAAAAUCUGGAAAAGUUCAAGGUGCACAUGCGUAACAUUGAGGCAAGUGGAUGUACUCUGUUGUACGAUGCACUACGACGAGGAGCACGUGAGCUUGAAAAGGUCAAGACAAGGUUCCCGGAGUGUAGACUCCGCAUCAUGUGUCUCACUGAUGGAGAGGACUCUGGAUCCUCAAUAGAGCCAGUUGCUGUUACAGCCAAACUGCUCAAAUCAAACAUCAUUGUGGACUCAAUCCUCCUUGGAAACGUAGAUAACAACAUGCUGCAUGGUAUCAGCAAUGCAACAGGGGGCUGCUGUUUCAAACCACAGACAGCUAAAGAAGGUCUGAAGCUCUUUGAGAUUGAGACGGUUCUGUCUUUGGAGCAGAGAAAAUUUAAGGAAAAACUUGACCCAUCUUCCAUCUCUGAGUGCACAUUAACUGGCACUUUUGCUACUCAUGGGUAUGAUGAGUAUCCGGAGACGUCCUUACCCAGCCAGAUAAACAGCAGAGUGACCAUGACAGAGUGUGCCCUGAAAAAGAAGAUUCUGGAGUCAAAGGAUGGGCGAUUCAUGGAAAAGGAUAAACGCAUCCUGGAGGAGCUGAAAAGCCUGCAUUGUGACCCUCAUCCCUUCAUUAGAGUAUUUCCAUCAGAGUCUGACUUUUCAUUCUGGAGAAUUCUCAUGCAGGGGCCUCCAGACACACCGUAUGAGAAAGGCGUGUUUGAGUUAUACUGCCAGUUUGAUCAUGACUACCCAGUGAAGCCUCCAAUCGUCCGUUUUGUCACUUAUGUGUAUCACUGCAAUGUCAACAGUGUGGGUCGCAUCUGCCACAACAUCUUUGACCGCAACUACAAUGCUCACAUAACCAUGAGAGAGGUCUUUGAUGCUGUGUAUGGGCUGCUCAUCAUCCCAGAGCCUGAAGAUCCACUGGACAGCAUCUUGGCUGAAGAAUUCUUGACAAGCCGUGAAACAUAUGAACGAGAAGCCAGGAAACACACAGACGAAUGUGCUGGGAAGUCUCUAGAUGACAUGGAGAAGACACUGACGGAUCUUGUGCCACAGUUCAUACCUCAGCAUCUGCUUUGUCCUCUCACCAAGAAGAUGUUUGUUGAUCCAGUAAAAACUGUGUAUGGCACAGUGUAUGAACGCAAAGCCAUUGAGGAACACCUCAAACAACAUCAGUAUGAUCCGAUGGCUGGACCCGGACACGAGCUUGAACUGAGCGACAUAAUAGCAGACCGGGACAUGAAGAAAAUGGUGAAGGAUCAUCGAUCUCGACAGAUUCAGUAAACGUGAAGACAAGUUCAUUUGAAAAUGCAAGCUUAGGAGGGUUUAUGAGAGUUGAAAAGUUGUUUUAAAACUCAGUUUGGAUAAAGCCUGUUUGACUUCAUUUAUUAUAUUAAUUUCACACCAACACAAAACAUUUUAAGACUCAUUACUUGUUUGGAAAGCUCUUAAAGUGCUUGUUUACUUUUAUUUAAUAAAGCCAAUUCAUAUUAUGUUUGUUGUGUAUAGGCUUAGACAGUGAUGAUAGUGGUAAACAUAGGAUACCUUGAAUACACACACACACACACACACACACACACACACACACACACACU